GCAAAGAAGCAAGGGGGGCGGCAGGUGGCAGCGACGAGUACGGGUCAUACGGGGAGUGCCUCGUGGGGGAGUGCAAGCACCACGUGGACACGAACUGCCAGCUCUUCCCAGACAUCUUCACCCUCGUCGGCCAGACCGGGGUGGCGAUGAUGAUCUUCGAGAGCGGCAUGCACUUCGACUUUAGCAUGGUGGCCAAGGCGGUGGUACCCCUCAUUCACUUCGAGGGCAUCAGGUGCUCGAGCCAGCUGGUGGCGCUCAUGGAGUGGAUGGCGGAGCAGGGGUUCGGCGACAUGUUUCCUAAUCUCAGGAUCGAAGCUCGCUGCGCGAAGGGGAUCCUUGCGCCCGAAUGGGAACUGUGCAUGAUGAUGGGUCCAUUCGCACACAGUCCUUGGCUGAGCACAGACAAACGCAACAGCCUCACGGAGAAGACGCUGCUCGAACAGACAGCGGCAGCGGAGAAGACAGAGGCGGUGCCCACGGACCCAGCGAUUGUGCCCGAGCAGAUCACCAUACAGGAGCUGCCGGUCAUCAUGCUGAAGACGGCGAUUCACAUCGGAGGAAAGCGUCAGGCGCAGACCAUGUUGCGCAAGCGCCAGUGGAAAGAGGAACACCGAGCGGGCCAGCCAGUCAUUCUGAAAGCACACAGAGCAUAG
Prorocentrum cordatum is the source of this 653-nucleotide messenger RNA. The record is from the annotation of a GenBank genome assembly. NCBI's taxonomy places the organism in Eukaryota, Dinophyceae, Prorocentrales, Prorocentraceae.